ACCCACGCACACAGCCAGCCGCGGCGUCGCGGUUACUAAGGAGUGGGGGUGCGGGGAGAGGUAGUGUGGCAAGCGCCACCGUGGAGCGGCUCCGACAUCCCCGGCAGGUUCGCAGGCGCGCAUCCCGCCUGAUUGGGACGCCACCUCCGCGUACCGCUCGGAAGCGGAAACGACGCCGGAGACAGGUGAAAAAACGCAUCAAGAAACAACAGAAAAAGGAAGGGAAAAGGUCAUUCCCAAGAUCAAAGAUCAAGGAGAUGGUCUCCUCAGGGAUCUACAAGAUGGACGAUGGAAAGCCUCAGCUGAACAACUGCUUUCCAGCCAAAAGUCUGCUUCGGAGGCCGGAGGAAGGCCGGGGACACUGGUUAGUGGCUCGGAAAAGCCACAUGAAGAAGCAGCCCAAGGGUGUGGCUAAGGCACCCGCUGAAUUUCAGGGAGGCUCAAAAAGGGUUUCUUUUGAGACUGGGGUGAAGAAAACGUCUUGGCAAGAAAAACAAGUGGUCAUUCCCGGACUCGUUCUGGAUCGUGCCUUUCUGCUGAAGCACCACUGUGUGAGGAAGCCGUCGGAGCUUUGCACCGUCAACAUCAGCGGCCUGAAAUUCUCCAAGGCCAAAGAAAAGGAUUUCCGGCAUUUUACUUCUGUGAUUUAUAUUAAUGCCUCAGAAAACCUGCUGCCUCUAGAUGCAUUUCACACGUUUCCAGCCUUAAAGGAAUUGGAGCUCGCCUUCAAUGGCAUCAAGAUGGUCUACGUGAAAUACGGGGACUUUAAGACAUUGGAAUUCCUGGACCUUUCUUUCAACAGCCUGACUGAAGAGGCCAUCUGUGAUCUGGGGAUUCUGCCACACCUUCGUGUCCUGCUCCUCACAGGCAACGGGCUCACGUCUCUGCCACCCAACAUGGCCGUCACAGAGCAGGAGGCAUCCUCGACGUCUCUGACAGGCAAGAAGUACAUCUUGAGGUUCCCGGCACUAGAGACACUGAUGCUGGAUGACAACAAACUGUCCAGUCCCAACUGCUUUGCCAGCCUGGCCGGGCUCAGGAGACUAAAGAAGUUAAGCCUGGACCAAAACAAGAUUUCCCGGAUCCCAUACCUGCAGCAGGUCCAGCUCAGGGAUGUGUCGGGGAACUGGGUUAAAGACAGGACAAGUCCCCAGCAAGAGCCCCGGUCCGUGCCACAGCCUCAGUCAUGGAUGCUUGAGGACUCAGACCAGCAACCGGAUUAUACUGUACUGCCCAUGAAAAAGGAUGUUGACCGCACAGAGGUUGUGUUCUCAGCUUACCCUGGAUUUUCAACCUCAGAGACAGCCAAGGUAUGUUCACUUCCUCCAAUAUUCAAGAUUCUUCCUGUGAAGUCACUGAAGGCUAGGAACCAGACGCUGGCCCCGCCCUUCCCAGAGCUGAGGUACCUUAGCCUGGCCUACAAUAAGAUCUCGAAGGAGGAUGCUAUCCUGCCGGCUGCUCUCUUCCCCUCUCUCUGCGAGCUCAUCUUCCACAACAACCCUCUGGUGGCUCACACACGAGGGGUCCCACCACUGCUAAAGAGCUUCCUCCAGGAGCGACUGGGGAUCCACUUAAUUCGAAGGAAGGUAGUGAAAGGCAGGCAUCAUAUUUUGAUGCCUCGGAAGGAAUCGCGGAAGGUGAAAACGUAUGUGCCCAAGGUGCCAAAGCAGCCUCUGAUACCUCAUCACCUGAGCCUGACCACAGGCGAGUCUCCCUCCAGGGAUAUGCUGGAGCCAGAGGAAGGGCUGGCUGAGGAGCCACCCUCUACCAGACUCACCCCCCAUGUCAUACCCAUUGAGGGCAUAGAAGGCCUUUCCCUGUCCCGCCGGACCUUCGUGCCACUGCCCCCCAUCAGCUCGGACUCAACUGUGAACAGUGAAGAGAUAACUCACCAGAGCGAAACAGUCGGUCACGUCAGUCCAGGGCACCCGUCAGACGAGGACACCAAGAGCGUGGAGUCUGUCUUCCUGACCCAGGUAAGUGACCUGCCAUCCUCCAGCACCCGCAGGGAAGAUGCAGAGGCGAAGGCGAGUGAACAAAGGAGACCGCUGACAGCACCCAGAGAGGCGAAGAGCACGAGCAGGAAGCGCGCAUCUGCCUCUGUCCCCAGCAAGUACCAUGGCUACGAGGAGCUGCUCACGGCCAGGCCUGACCCAACCUUCAUCGAGCCCAAGGGCAUCCAGAAGAACACGCAGGCCUUGCAGCGCUCGCUAAAGCAGCCGCUCCUCUGCCGCUCCUCCAAGCCCCGGCUGGACGCCCUCCAGAAGCCCUUCGUCCCCAAGGAGAGGCGGGCGACGAGGAUCCCCAUCCCACCCCCGCGCAAGACUCGGGCGCAGCUGCUGGACGACAUCCUCAUUCGCCUGCGGGACCCCAGGAACGUCACGGAGGCUCCGCUGGGCGCGGUGCUGCGGCGGCGCGCGGAGCAGCGCCUGGAGAACCGGCAGCAGUACCUGGAGGCCAAGCGGCUGCUGCGGGAGUUCCGCGCGCGCUACCGGCAGCUGGUGCGCGGCUCGCUGCGGACGGUGUUCGGGGCCGGCCCGCCGCCGCCGCCCGCCCGCCGCGCGCUCAGCGCCUCCGCCUCCGCCGGCGCCGACGCCCCCGCCAGCGAGCCCAGGUUCGGCCGCUUCCUCGAGAUCAUGGAUGAGUUCUGCCGGGAGCCCACGGCCAGCGACUCCACGGGCUAA
Messenger RNA from Jaculus jaculus (lesser Egyptian jerboa), 2684 nucleotides. RefSeq names its product X-ray radiation resistance associated 1 (gene Xrra1). Gene Ontology annotation, molecular function: protein binding. Gene Ontology annotation, cellular component: nucleus. The record is from RefSeq and is a predicted model, not a curated record. The coding region runs from base 258 to 2684 and encodes 808 amino acids. The transcript is spliced from 19 exons. Lineage: Eukaryota; Metazoa; Chordata; Mammalia; Rodentia; Dipodidae.